Messenger RNA from Fonsecaea nubica, 918 nucleotides. RefSeq lists its product as hypothetical. The coding region runs from base 1 to 918 and encodes 305 amino acids. The record is from RefSeq and is a predicted model, not a curated record. NCBI's taxonomy places the organism in Eukaryota, Fungi, Ascomycota, Eurotiomycetes, Chaetothyriales, Herpotrichiellaceae. The transcript has a single exon.
AUGACAACCCCUCGGCAGAUCAAGUUCUCGUUCCUCGCUCGCGAACAACCAGAAGGUGCGGGCGCUGUGGUACGACGUUCAGUCGGCACCCCUAAACUGCGCCAUUUCACCCCUUUCCUCAUGCUCGACCACUUCAACAUAUCUCCCGGUGCAGGCUUCCCCGACCACCCUCACAGAGGACAGGAGACAAUCACAUACCUCCUUAAAGGUGGCGUUAACCAUGAAGACUUCGCUGGCCACGCAGGAAGAAUCGGACCUGGCGAUCUGCAAUUCAUGACUGCAGGUCGCGGAAUAGUCCACGCGGAGAUGCCUGUACAAACCGAAGAUGUCAGCAUCGGCAUGCAACUUUGGGUCGACCUGCCCGAAAACCUCAAAUCCUGCGAACCCCGGUACCGCGAUUUACGUGCAGAGGAGAUCCCAAUCGCAAAGACCGACGACGGAAAGGUCGAGGUGAAGGUCAUAUCGGGCAAAAGCCUAGGUGUCGAGUCAUUGAAGGAUCUCGCAUACACGCCCGUGUGGCUCCUUGACAUCACAGUUCACCCCGGUGGAAAGAUUACGCAGGAACUCCCACAGGGAUGGAACGCGUUUGCCUACACGUUGGAAGGCGCCGUGACAUUCUCCAAUGGCUCCGCCGUACACAAAGCCGAAACGAUCACACCCUACCAUAACGUCGUCUUCGAACAAGGCGGCGACGUGGUGACGGCUUCAGUCGAAGAAGGGGCAUCGGAAGGUGCACGAUUCAUCCUCGUCGCCGGGCAGCCCUUGGACCAGAACAUUGUCCAGUACGGCCCGUUUGUGACCACCUCCAAAGAAGCCAUUUAUCAAGCCAUGAUGGAUUAUCAAACCUCGACCAAUGGGUUUGAGAGAGCAGCGAAUUGGGAGAGUCAAAUUGGCAAGACUAUGGGUCGCGUCAGAUAA